Messenger RNA from Boeremia exigua, 1395 nucleotides. RefSeq lists its product as uncharacterized. The transcript is spliced from 2 exons. Lineage: Eukaryota; Fungi; Ascomycota; Dothideomycetes; Pleosporales; Didymellaceae. The record is from RefSeq and is a predicted model, not a curated record. The coding region runs from base 1 to 1395 and encodes 464 amino acids.
AUGUCUCGCGCUAUCAUAGGACCUGCUAUCCGAUUCCCCGAUGACUUACCGACUGAACUCUCGAGCAUGCAGGACAUGCUCGACAGCCUCCCCCGGAAGUUUGACGAUCCUUAUGUGUUCCGAGUGCUGAUCUACUUUCUCAGCUCCCUCAUCCCGAAGUCGCAUAGAAACGCCGGAUUAGCUGGCACGGAUCCCUUUUAUAUGUGGAAUUGCCGCCGGCGAGAGCUUGCAGGUAUCGUGACGCAUGUCACCUACCGCGAAAAGCAGGCUUGCAAGAAAGCGUUGAAGAUAAUAGAUCAGCUAGAUCUGUAUUCGACAUAUCGAGACAUUGAAUAUCACUCUAAGAAACUGGUACGAGGAGACCCAAAGUCUCACUCGAACUCCAUUGGAGAGGGUUUCAUCACCACGAACCGGGGGCACGAUUGGAUAAUACGUUGCGCAUACGAGCUCGACAUACCUGACCAGUGGAAGGAAUGGCUAGAGCUUAUGUACGAGAAACAACCGUACACGGCUGUAGAUCCACCACGAUCUCGUCUUGGUCAAAGCGAGCAGUUCUUUCUGGAGACACUGUUGACUGCUACAAAUAUCGAUGGCUUUGAAUCGAUGGUUUCUCUCAUCAAGUUCUGGCUACGGCAGGUACUGACUGUUAUUCAGGUUUGGGACGAGUGUCCGACCAAGAAUCAUUUCAUGCCAUCCUACGACUGGUGCGUAGCAGCCUAUCAGCUGAUGUGGGACCGUCUCAAGAACGAUUUGGUAAAUCCGUUUUCGGAGUAUCCUUACCUGUUGCGACAGGAGGUGCUUCGGAAUAUCAGUUUCAUGAGUGUCUUCGAGCGUUGCUGGAAGUGGGUCAGCUCGACGAACCAAGCUACGCCAGGCGAAGACUUUGAUCCCCUCGAAGUACAACGACGGGUUUACCACCAUAUACUGGCCCUGGUUCGAGACAUGUAUCAGCACCGGAAUCCGAGCACAAACGACGUUCUUAACCAAGCCUUUGGUGGGCAGAACGAACCCCGACCGUAUCUGCCCCUCGAGGAUCAUUGGCUUCGUGUACUCGAGCCCAAACUUCGUGAACACGAAGUUCUUUUCAAUGGCUUAUGCAAAGAGUUCUUUGGCUUGCCAGAUGGAUCUGUGAUCGCAGAUCCAGAUAGAGUCCCUUUCCGCCUUGAAUAUUCCCCGUUCUUGAUCGAGUACCAGGCAGUGGGCGCCCGAAUUGAUAUCACUCAAUUCGUAUCAAUCGGGCAGCCCGCUCCAGGUGACUUGUGUACCUUAUGUCAGAUGCCAAGUGGGAGUCAGAGUGGGAGUCAGAGUCAGAGUCAGAGUCAGAAUCAGAAUCAGAAUGAUUCAGAGACUGUAAACCAGCACGGAGGGAAGAGAGACAUGAAGCUACGAAUAUAA